AUGGUGAGAUCAUCGCCACGAAGAGGGCAGAGAUCAAAGGGAAUAAAGGUGAAACAUUGUGUUCAGCUGACUGUGUUACUUGGUUUGGGGAUAUGGCUGAUUUAUCAAAUGAAGCAUUCGCAUGAGAAGAAAGCUGUGUUUGAGGAGAGUGCAAAGAUUGUUGUUGGGGAUAAAGUGGUAAAGCUUGGAAGAAAAGAUCUUAACCCGCUGGUUGAGAAGUCUACGAAUGUGAAAGAGCAAGUGGAAGAAGAUGAAGGGAGCAACAAGAAUGAUAAAUUUGGUAAGGAAAAUGGCGAUGUGAGUGUAGAGAGGGAGGAGGAAAGAGGCGAGGAAGGGACUAGUGAGAAGGAAAAUGAAGGUACAGGGAAUGAAGAAAGCGAGAAGGUGAUUGAGGAGAGUGAAGGUGGAAAUGAGACGAGCAGUGAAGAAGCUAGAGAGAAGAAUUACAAGGGGGAUGAUGCGUCGAGUGAGGUAGAGAAAGUGGAAGUUGAGGAAGAGAGCAAAUCUAACGGUACUACUGCUGAGAAUGUGAGUUUCCAUGAGGAUGAGUCAGGUCCAAAGACUGAGGAGCUUAAUACUUCCGUUAUCAAGAAUGUUGCUUCGAAUACAACUGAGAAUAGUGGAGAGAUUGGUAGUGAUGAUGGUGAGAAACAAGAGACGAAGAAUGAGUCAGAUUCAAAGACGGAAGUGGAAGAGAACACUGAUGAAACAAAGAGUGAGAGUGAGAGUGAGAGUGUGGUGUUGGAGAAGGGUUUCUCUGAUUCUAAUGGUGAAUUGCCUGAGAGUAACAUGUCAGCUUCCAAUGCGACUGCAACUACAGAAUCAACUGAAAAGGCCGGCGAUGGAGCUGAGAGUGGGAAAUCCAUUGGUUAUCAAGAAACGAAAAACGAAGGAGACGGGAAGGAAAAGGUACAAUCUUCUGAACUGUCAUCUGAAGAGGAAAGUAAAAACAAAGAAUCCGAGAAAAUUGAGAAAGAAGAGUCGUCGUCGUCCCAAGAGGAAGAACCUGCGAAAAAGGACAAACAAGAGCUUUCGUCCCAAGAGGAAAGUAAAGUGGACGAAUCUGAGAAAAAGGAGAAAGAAGAGCUUUCGUCCCAAGAGGAGAAAGAGAGCAAAGAAACCGAGAAAAGUGAGAACAAAGAUUCUUCAGAGUCUCAUCUAAAGGAAAACACAGACAGUGAGAAGAAAAUUGAACAGGUGGAAUCUACUGGUUCUUCUGACACACAGGAGAAGAGUGACGAACAAAAAAUUGAUGAAAGCAAGAGUGAAUCUGGCAAUGAGCAAAGCAAAUUGGAUUCUUCUAUAAAGGAAACAGGGGAUAACACUUCAAAAACAGAGUCUGUUAAAGAGGAAAACAACAGAAGUGGUGGAACAGAGGAGAGCCAGAAGAAUCAAGAACAUACCAAGGCUACUUCAGAUAACAGUGUUGCUAGUGAAGAUGUUAAGGAUGCUCGAACUGAUUUGGAAACACUGCCUGAGUCCAGCAAUGGAUUGACCAACGACAAAGUCGCUGCUGAGUGA
Messenger RNA from Microthlaspi erraticum, 1521 nucleotides. The record is from the annotation of a GenBank genome assembly. NCBI's taxonomy places the organism in Eukaryota, Viridiplantae, Streptophyta, Magnoliopsida, Brassicales, Brassicaceae.